Serendipita indica DSM 11827 is the source of this 495-nucleotide messenger RNA. The record is from the annotation of a GenBank genome assembly. NCBI's taxonomy places the organism in Eukaryota, Fungi, Basidiomycota, Agaricomycetes, Sebacinales, Serendipitaceae.
AUGAUAAGUCUACCCAAGGCCAACGUGCUCAUCACAGACGACAACGUUGCUCAAUUAUGCGAUUUUGGACUCACGCGCGUGCUAUUUAGCGACAUUGAUACGGCAGGGUUGACAACCACUUCUGCGCACAGUGGCACGGCACGAUACCUCUCUUUUGAGCUCGUGCAAAGCAAUAAUGCAAAGACGACGUGCGAAUCAGACAUUCAGGCACUAGGGUGUAUUGCACUAGAAUUCCUUUGCUUGCAGUAUCCAUACGCGAACCGGGUAGGCCCCUACGCUCUGGGUGGUGUAUUUGCAGACAUUGCCAACGGAAAUCCACCUGCGACUCGACCAGAUGGUAUCUCUCAUCCCGGGCUAGACAAGCUUUGGCAGAUCCUCAAUGCGACUUGGAAUAAAUGCCCAGAUCGUAGACCAAAGGCGUCGGAUGUAUGCGAUAAACUCAUGCUGCAUGCAGCCGACAUCCUGAACGGGCCCAAACACUAUGGUAUACAGUGA